This is a messenger RNA of Poecile atricapillus (Black-capped chickadee), 2041 nucleotides long. RefSeq names its product zinc finger protein ZFP2-like. The transcript has 2 exons. NCBI's taxonomy places the organism in Eukaryota, Metazoa, Chordata, Aves, Passeriformes, Paridae. The coding region runs from base 131 to 1771 and encodes 546 amino acids. The record is from RefSeq and is a predicted model, not a curated record.
AGGAGGAGGAGUACCGGGAGGAAGAGGAGGAGGCUCGGGAGGAAGAGGAGGAGGAAGAGCAGCCGUUCCCGGCCGUUCGCCGCCCGCUCCGGCCGCCUCUGCCCGGCUCCGGCCGCCUCUCCCCGGGCCCAUGAGCGGGCACCGGGCGAUCGCCCCGAAGCCACCGGCGGCGGCUCCCGGAGGGAUUUUUUUGGGAAUCGGAUACGUUUGGAUCCUGCAGCAGCCCCCAGCCCAACCGGGAGCGGCCCCGGGGGGAGCCCAGGGGGUCCUCGGGGGGAUCUCGGGGGGAUCCCAGGGGGUCCUCGGGGGGAUCCCGGGGGGAGCCCAGGGGGUCCUCGGGGGGAUCCCGGGGGGAUCUCCUGCCCCUUCCCUGUGCCAUGGACACAAAUCCCAUCCUCUGCUCGUCCCCCCCGCGCCGCUCAAGGAGGUGAAGACGGAGCCCGAGGAGGACAAACCCCCGCGGCAGAACCUUCUGGAAGAGCCCCUUGGGAGCGGCUCCGCAGCCCAGGGAUGCAAGGAGGAGGAGGAGGAGGAGAAACCCCUGAGACUCCACCCGAGGAUCGGCUGCGAUUCCCGGGGGGAAGGAUCCACCCUGGAGCCAGGAGGAGUCCAGAGCUCGGAGCUGGGGCUCCAGCAGCUGCUUUUUGAUAAAAAGAAACCCCACAGGUGCGAGGAGUGCGGGAAAAGCUUCCGCAAGAAGCGUUACCUGAACCUCCACAGCCGAAUCCACACCGGGGAGAGACCCUUCAAGUGCGAGGAGUGCGGGAAGAGCUUCAGGGUGAGCUCCAACCUCACCAUGCACCUGCGGAUCCACACGGGGGAGAGACCCUACGAGUGCGAGAAAUGCCACAAGAGGUUCCAGAGGAGCUCCAGCCUCAUCAGGCACAGGAGGAUCCACACGGAGCAGAGACCUUUCAGCUGCCCCGAGUGCGGGAAGGGCUUCGGGAAGAACUCCACGCUCGUCGCCCACCUGAGGAUCCACAGCGGGGAGAGACCCUUCAAGUGCGAGGAGUGCGGGAAGAGGUUCAGGGUGAACUCCAACCUGGUCACCCACCAGAGGAGCCACAACAGGGAGAGACCCUACGAGUGUGAGAAAUGCUCCAGGAGGUUCCAGAGCAGCUUCAGGCUCCUCCAGCACCAGCAGGUCCACACGGAGGAGAGACCCCACCAGUGUCCCGAGUGCGGGAAGGGCUUCAGGAAAAAAUCCCAGCUCGUGGCCCACCGGCAAAUCCACAGCGAGGAGAGACCCCACGAGUGCCCCGAGUGCGGGAAGGGCUUCAGGAAGAUCUACACGCUGGUGUCCCACCUGAGGAUCCACACGGGGGAGAGGCCCUACGAGUGUGAGAAAUGCCACAAGAGCUUCCAGAGCAGCUCCCACCUGCUCCGGCACCAGACGAUCCACACGGGGGAGAGACCCUUCCGCUGCCCCGAGUGCGGGAAGGGCUUCAACCGCAACUCCAACCUCACGGCCCACCGGCGCAUCCACAGCGGGGAGAGGCCCUUCCGGUGCGAGAAGUGCCCCAAGAGGUUCUGCACCAGCACCACGCUGCUCCGGCACCGCUGGAUCCACCUGGGCGAGUGGCCCUUCCGCUGCCGCGACUGCGGGAAAGGGUUCAGGAGCGGCUCCCACCUGGUGAAGCACCGGAGGAUCCACAGCGGGGACAAACCCUACGAGUGUCCCCAGUGCGGGAAGGGAUUCGCCCAGAGCUCCAACAUGAGCCGGCACCGGCGGAGCCACCACGGAGGGGAGAGCUGCGUCCCCCCACGGUGAUCUACGGUGAUCUGCGGUGAUUCAUGGUGAUCUGUGGUGAUCCACGGUGAUCUGUGGUGAUCCACGGUGAUUCCCGGUGAUCUGUGGUGAUCCACGACGAUCCCUGAUGAUCCGUGGUGAUCCCCAGUGAUCCGUGGUGAUCCCCGGUGAUCCCUGCCGGGAACUCUCCUGCCCGGGGUCUCCGGUUCCCCGGGGUCUGCGUUUCCUCCCCGCUGCUCUUUGUGUUUUCAGGAUCCCCAAUCCGGGAUCGCAAUAAAAGCCUUGAAUUUA